This is a messenger RNA of Caenorhabditis bovis, 879 nucleotides long. Lineage: Eukaryota; Metazoa; Nematoda; Chromadorea; Rhabditida; Rhabditidae. The record is from the annotation of a GenBank genome assembly.
AUGAAUUUCGCAAAUGCGACCAAGAUUUGGAGAGAAGCUUCUUCGAUUGUGCUGGCAAACGCUAAAACCCGAAAGAUUCUGAUGCUGAAGCGCGGAGGCACGGCGACCUUCAUGCCCAACUCGAUGGUUUUUCCCGGUGGGGUUGUCGACGACGUUGACAAGAAGCUUGGCGAUUCUUACAGAAUUUGCGCGCUUAGGGAAUUAUUCGAGGAGUCCGGAAUUCUGCUAACCAAGAAUGGAUUCGAGUCGUCCGUUGAUGACGGUGAUCUUCGGACAAUCAAGGACAACGUCAAAAACGAUUCCGAUGAGUUCUCGAAGGUCGCCCACAAAUUCUGCGCGGAUCGUCUGCUUGACUUCGAGACAUUCUUGACACCGGCAACCAUCGCCAAAAGAUUCUACACGAAAUUCUUUCUUGGGGUUCUGAACGAAGAGCCAAAAGUUGACCUAUGCACCUCAGAAAUGUCGGACUACUGCUGGAUUGAUCCACUUGAAUGCGUUGAACAAGCAUUUGCUGACAAACUCACACUCCCGCCGCCUCAGGUUUACAUGCUAACCCGAUUGUCGCAGAUCGAAAAUUGGGAGGAUUGCGAUGAAUAUUGCAAUCGGACGCCGAUUUGCCCGCAGCCGAUUCGCACCGAAAACCAUACGAUUCAUAACGUGUUUCCAGGCGAUUUUUUGUAUAUUGAUAAGGACUGUUUCGUUCAACCUGGUCGCCAAAUGAAGCCUGAACAGCUGAAAAUUCUGAAAAUGCUUCCAACUCAUCGAGUCAUUUACAAGAUGAAGCCGAUUUACGGGCGGUGCAAAAUUUAUAUGCACAAUUUGAAAGAAGAGGACGCGAAGAAGUUCCACCAAUUCGAGACACAUUCCAAAUUUUUGUGA